Purpureocillium lilacinum is the source of this 1137-nucleotide messenger RNA. RefSeq lists its product as uncharacterized. NCBI's taxonomy places the organism in Eukaryota, Fungi, Ascomycota, Sordariomycetes, Hypocreales, Ophiocordycipitaceae. The record is from RefSeq and is a predicted model, not a curated record.
AUGAACUCAACGACGACCCGGCCUCUCAUCUCCUCGUGGUCCCCCACUCCGAUCCCGAACCUCACCCUUUCGGCCGGCGGUCUCCUUGCCCUCGCCGAUCUCAACACCAUCGCUCAGCGCACAGUCAUCGCCGGUGGUUCGUCCUGGCUCGACGCUCUGGUGCUCGCCCCCGGCUUGCACUAUCAACAGGCUGCCGAUGCCCUCUUCGACCAGAGGCGGCCCUCCUCGGGCUCCGACGGAGGCAGUGAUGGCGACUCUGCUGUCGAAGGCGAUACUCAGACGCGCUUCCCCGUCUCCAACAGAGCCAUGGUCAACUAUCUUCGCAGGCUAUGGCAAGAGGUCAACGAGACUGGGACCCUAACUCUCGACGUGGGCAUGCUCAAGGAGAAGACAGGCAGGGAAGAGAUCCAGCGGCUACGCCAGGCUUUUGGCAGCUGGUGGCGUCGACGGCCGAAGCAGCCUGCACAUGAGCAAGCCGAGGCACUGAAUGCUACAGAUGUUGUCCAGCAGAUCAGCGAGGUGGACUGGCUGAGCCACCUCUUCUACCUCGCAAGCCCACUCCUUACUGUCGCCUCCCUAACCUUUAUGAUACUUCUCGCCGACUGGUGGGGCCUGGCAUUCAUCCUCGCCCUCAUGAUCUCUCGCAUCCUCAACAUCUGGUCCAUCAAGCAACGCUCUCGUCCCUCGCCGCCUCCGUCUCGAUCACAACCGCUUCCACCCUCACUAGCCGUCUCAGAGUCUGCGCCCCCGGCACUACCAGACAGGCGAACCUCAUACGCCAUUGAGCUUGGAGGUGGCCGUCGUGCCGUCUUGCGCGGCAUGGACUCGGACCUCCGAGCGCUCACGACCCAGACGUGGCUGCGCGACAAGUCCACCCUCGACGGCUACCUCGAGGCCGCCGCCAAGCUGCUCGUCUACCUCGUCGCGGCCUUCAGUGGGAACCUGAGCCAAGCUGGCGCCAUUGUACUCAUGUCGCUGCUCCUGGUCAGUGCUGGCCUGUUGGGCCUGAGCAACGCGCACGCGAGAGAGCUGCGAAUGAAUGGACGCGUGGCAAGGCUGAGCAUUGAGCGCGCGUUGAUGGAUCGCAGAAAAAGGGGCUUGCAUCAGCAAGGAAACGGGACGGCACUGCCGGCGUAG